AAUGAACUAUAUAUACAACAAAAAGAGCCUCUCCAUCAUUGCAUGAAAAUUAGGAUUUCACCCACUUUCCUACUAUGGCUUCCCAUUGUUCUACAAAGUGUUUGCAAUUCUUACUUUUACUUCUUCUUUCUCAAACUGCUUUCUCUGGCCAAAUUAUAACCACUCUACCUGGCUUUUCUGGUGAUUUGCCCUUCAAACUUGAGACUGGUUACACAAGUGUGGGAGAUAUUGAGUUCUUCUACUACUUUGUUCACUCAGAAAAUAACCCAGCUGCUGAUCCUCUUCUUCUCUACCUCAAUGGAGGCCCUGGUUGCUCAGGCUUGAAUGGAUUUUUUUACCAAAUAGGCCCAUUAAAAUUUGAUAUCCAUAACUACACUGGAGGCUUACCAAAAUUGGUAUAUGAACCAGCUGCUUGGUCAAAGACUUCCAAUAUUUUGUUUCUGGAUUCACCUGUUGGGACUGGUUUCUCCUAUGCAACCACAGCAGAUGCUUGGAAUACAACAGACACAAAAUCAGCAGAACAAGCCUAUAAUUUUCUAAGAAAAUGGUUGAUCGAUCACCCGGCAUUUCGAACAAAUCCAGUCUAUCUUGGUAGUGAUUCAUAUGCAGGAAUUGUUCUUCCUAUACUUGCUCUUGAUAUAAUAAAAGGCAAUACAGCAGGACUUGAGCCAUUUGUGAAUCUCAAAGGUUUAUCUCUUGGAUGCCCACAUACUGAUACCAUUGCUGAAACAAAUGCAAAAAUACCAUUUGCUCAUCGUUUAGCUCUCAUAUCGGAUUAUAUGUAUGAGUCAGCUAAAAUCAGUUGCAAUGGAUCCUAUGCGGAUGUUGAUUCAGCAAACACAGAAUGUGUAGAGUCUCUUGAUGCUAUAACUGAGUGCGUAGAGUUAAUAAAUCGCCAAAACAUUUUGGACCCAAAUUGUGCUCUGUUAUCACCAAAGGAGAAGGAAAAAAUGGUUCGAAGAUCUCUCCGAGCAAUGAGAAGAAACUUCAUCCGACCAUUGCCUACUCUUGGCGAGCUUUAUUGCCAUAACUUCCCAUAUUUGCUUUCUGAUAUAUGGACGAAUUAUAGAAGCGUCCAAGCUGCCUUGAAAGUUCGCCAGGCAAUGAUCCCAGAAUUUCAUAGAUGCAACAUUUCAUUGGGCUACACAGUUGAUAUGGACACAGUUAUUCCUUAUCAUAAGAAUCUGACCAAAACAGGCUUACAAGUUUUGGUCUUCAGCGGUGAUCAUGACAUGGUUAUGCCUCAUAACGGCAUUGAACAAUGGAUAACUUCUCUAGAUUUGACAAUCGACACCGAUUGGCGACCAUGGUUCGUUGACGGUCAAGUUGCAGGGUACACAAGGAAAUAUACAAAUACUGGAUACCGUUUGACAUAUGCAACUGUGAAGGGAGCUGGACACUCACCACAGGAGUUCAAACGCAAGGAAUGUUUUGACAUGUUUCACCGAUGGAUUCAUUAUUAUCCUCUCUGAAAAUAUUUAUCCUUUAGUUUAAAAUUUUGGAAUGGAAUAUCCUUUAUAUUAAUUAUUCCUAUUAAUGUUAUGAUAACGUUUUUGUAUCCCUGAACAUGUUAGAAAUGCAAGAUUUGAACAUGUCAACUCCAUAUUUAUAAUUACGGAAUUUAUAAUUUUUUAAAGAAA
Molecule: messenger RNA, 1640 nt
Organism: Jatropha curcas
Lineage: Eukaryota; Viridiplantae; Streptophyta; Magnoliopsida; Malpighiales; Euphorbiaceae
Product: serine carboxypeptidase-like 7
Biological process (GO): proteolysis; secondary metabolic process
Molecular function (GO): acyltransferase activity, transferring groups other than amino-acyl groups; serine-type carboxypeptidase activity
Source: RefSeq, a predicted model, not a curated record